AUGGGAGACUCGCGAGAGGCAAAGCUUCAGGCAGGCGAUUUCGACCACAUUCCCAUCAUCGAUCUCUCGACCCUGAACAGCUCCCAUCUUGACGAGCGCAAGAAGUUGGCUCAGCACAUAUACCAUGCCUGCACGCAAGUCGGGUUCUUUUAUAUCAAAAAUCAUGGGAUACCAGAGGAUCUUAUAACCGCCAGCCACACUGCGGCCCAUGAAUUCUUCUCUCUCACAGAGGAGCAGAAAAUGAAGUACUAUAUGGGGCAGUCCAAGAUAGUAACCCAUGGCCAGAAAUACCGCGGUUUCACUCCCUUUUAUGCUGAGAAAAGCACUGGAACAUAUUCCGACAACCUCGCCGAGAAAACCUUAGCCGGGACACUCUCCGAAGCUUUCAAUAUCGGAUACGAAAUUGGAGGAGAUUCUCAAAGAUCCGUGGAUGAUAUGCUCCCCCCAGAUAUCUAUGGCUUGUACGGGGAUAACCAGUGGCCAGGGGACGACAUCCUCCCUGGCUUUCGGGAGACAUUCCUGCAGUGGUUUGCCCAGGGGUUGAACCUUUGUCGAGCGUUGAUGAGAAUAUUUGCGCUGGCAGUAGGGGAGGAAGAGCAUUUCUUCGAUUCAAAAAUGAAGUACCCGGGCGCGCAGUCGAGGAUGAUGCAUUAUCCUCCUCAGCCUGUAGUUGGAGAAGUGCAAGAGGGGGUCGGAUCGCAUACCGAUUAUGGAUGCCUCACUAUUCUAUCCCAGGACUCGGUCCCAGCUCUCGAGGUCCUUAACCGUCGGGGUGAAUGGGUCGUUGCACCGCCAAUUCCCGGGACGUUGGUUGUGAAUAUUGCUGAUUGCUUGGCCAUUUGGACGAAUGAAACGUUCAGGUCGACCUCCCACCGCGUGACCAAUCUGACUGGGAAAGAACGAUAUUCAAUCCCAUUCUUCUUCAGUGUUGACCCUGAUAUUACGGUGUCGGUCUUGGAAUCCUGUCUUUCGGAUGAAAAGCCUGCCUGCCGAGAGCCAUUCAAGGCAGGUGAAUUUAUUCGUCAGCGAAUGUCAAAGGCGUACACUAGAUAUGGACAGGACCCUCCCGCAAAACCAGUCCAUUGA
Penicillium samsonianum is the source of this 1086-nucleotide messenger RNA. RefSeq names its product isopenicillin N synthase family dioxygenase. The transcript is spliced from 6 exons. Lineage: Eukaryota; Fungi; Ascomycota; Eurotiomycetes; Eurotiales; Aspergillaceae. The coding region runs from base 1 to 1086 and encodes 361 amino acids. The record is from RefSeq and is a predicted model, not a curated record.